Messenger RNA from Labrus bergylta (ballan wrasse), 1811 nucleotides. NCBI's taxonomy places the organism in Eukaryota, Metazoa, Chordata, Actinopteri, Labriformes, Labridae. The record is from RefSeq and is a predicted model, not a curated record.
GUUUUCAUCGAGACGUUGUUGGAGCGAGCCGACCGCGCAGAGAGACAGUUACUGCUGCUGGGCUCACACACACACCACAACCACUACACACACCACAACCACUACACACACCACAACGACAGGUACGCACACACGGACGCAUACGCACAACCGUACACACCCGCACCCGGCCGAGGAGGACGCAGUCUGGACGCCAGCACUGAUGACAUCAUCGCAGACAAGAUGCAGGGAACCAUCGGGAACAGGAGGAGUUACAGUGUUUCAGGCUCCUACAGACUCGGGGAGCAGCCAUACAGCCAACACCACUACAGCGGUCCUACUGGUCGUAUGCGGACCUCGUCUCUGGGUUCAGGGGGAUGGGACGGUGAGGGGGGGUUCACCCAGCUCCACUCCCACUUCUACGCUUCACCCUGGAAGCCCCCUCCUCACUUGACCCACCCCUCCUGUCGUCAUGGUGACAGAAACUUGGGGGCAGACACCUUGAGGUUGAGGGCGGGGCUUUUCUGCGUUUUUCCGUACCUUGAUGUUCGCUCCCUGCUGCGGGCCGCUGAGGUCUGCUCAGAUUGGCGCUUCGUAGCUAGGCACCCGGCAGUUUGGACACGCCUCCGGCUGGAGAACGCCAGAGUGUCAGCAGAGUUCCUGUCCACUCUGUCUCAGUGGUGUACACAAACUCAGUCAGUGGUCCUCAACAACCUGAAGCCUCGGAGCAGACGAGCCAAUGAGACGAGAGAGGAUUACCACAAGACAACGCGAGGCAGCGUGGAGCCGGGGGUGGAGGCCUUGCUGCGGUCAGCAGGGGGCAGUCUGCUCCACCUGUCUGUCUCUCAGUGUCCUCACAUCCUCACAGACCGGACACUGUGGCUGGCCAGCUGCUACAGCCGGAACCUGCAGACGCUCACCUACAGGAGUUCUUCGGACCCUCUAGGUCAGGAGGUUCUCUGGGCCCUGGGUGCGGGCUGCAGGAACAUCAGCAGCCUGCAGGUGGCACCAGCUCACCCCUGCCAACAACCCACUCGUUUUGGAAAUCGUUGCCUGCAGACGAUUGGCCGAUGCUGGCCGCACAUCCGCUCCCUCAGUGUGGGCGGGGCCGGCUGUGGGACUCAGGGAUUGGUUGCUUUAGUGCGCAGCUGUUCUGACCUGCAGAUCUUGGAGUUGGAGCGUGUUACCGACCUCGGCCUGCAGGUGGCGACAGAUCUGUGUGACGCUGGUCUGAAGAGUCUGGAGACUCUGAUCCUGACGCACUCACCCGUCAGCGGUCAGGCCAUCCUGCACUUCCACAGUGUGUGUGAGAACAUCAGGUCUAUAGUGGUGGAGGUCUCUGUGGCGGAUUACUUUGAAGAGCCGGACACCGAAGAAUCUCGACACCUGUUUGGAGAAAUCCUCACAACGCUGAAGGUUCUUCAGCAGCGACCCGGACUCUUUGACGUCUUGACGGUUAAAGCCGAAGGAUUCUGCUAACCUCGACACACACACUCCUAAAAGUACGAGGACCUUUAUUUAUAUCUUAUGCAUUCCUUUAACCGACGCAGCGGAGAGAAGGGAAGAAGUGCCUACAUGAGGCAGAUUAAGAGAUGGUGUUUGUGGCUCACGUCAUCAUCACGGUUUUUAAUCUGUAAUGUUGUUAAUAAAGUUAUUUAGAAAUCAAGUCAUCAAGAAGCACAAAGAAAGAAAAAAUGUCCAAACCUGCAAUAUAUGAGAUUAAAGAACAACUAUGAUAAAAAUAUGACCUCACAAUCAUCCAUUUACUUAAAAAGCUUUUAGAAUUAACUCUUUAAAGGUCGAGUUUGUCAACACAACAUUCAAACGUGGCC